AAACGAAAGAGCAUUAAAUGUCACGUCUAUUCUGCACCUCGUCGGUGAUGCAAGAGUUCUAUCUUGUAUACUCGUCUGUGGUAAUAUCAUUCUCAUCAUUACCGACUAUAUCGCGCGCACACGAGUAUGUAAGUACGUACAUAGUGCCACACAGUUUUCCCUAAGAAAAUAACAAAUAAAACGCUCGAACUCACAUUUCCAUCGAUCAUAUUUUCCCAAUAUCCGCACCAAAGUCUCAAAAAUUGUUUCUCGAAAGUGACGAAAAUUCCGAAGGCCAAGAAGCUUUCCAAGCCGAUCCAAAUCUUCCGAGAGAAAAGAAAAUGAGGGAAGGAAGAGAAAGAAGAACAAUUCUCGCGGUCUUACCUCAGCGCCGAUAAUAAAACGGAAGCUCGACGGAAAAAGCGGCCGACAGAUAGUGGAGGAAGCAAGAGAGAUAAUCGUCAUCGGGGGCAUAAAGCGAGGUACAGGGACGAGGAAAUGUAGAACAGGAACGUUAAGCGGAAUCGCGCGAGCGGUAAUCCCAAGCCGAAAGCUCGAACGACGCCAAAGUUAAAUAUAAAUGUCGCGGUAAGCGGCUCCUGGACCGAUGAACCAGCGGAUCGACUAGUCUCUUCGUGAUCUUCGUCGUGGACCGAACUACGAAAAAUCGAACCUGAUCGAUCUCCGUCGAUCACGCGCCAUAUUUUCCGCAACGAUCCUCCUCGAUUAUUGCGGCUCAGUUCGUGUUGUUUCGAGACCUGAGAUCGUGGAACGCGAGACUCGUGCCGAAUGAGAGUUCGAGGAAUCGAGAUUUGAACGAAAAUCGAUCGAAUAUACACGUUCUGAUAUUAUCGGAACCGUCGCGAUUACCGUGUGCUUUUUGCCUACUUUGCAGAUUUACAAACUUCGCAUUGGAUUUCGUUGAUCGCUCGUGUCUGCGGUGCGACGUCUUUUCGCGAUGCUAGGUGAUCGAAGCGCGACACGUGGAGCUUCGAAAUAGCCAGAGAUGUCGCAGCCGCCGUCGAAAUCCCAUGGAAAACCCGGACCAGGGGGUAGCUGGACACCCAGACCGAACGUGUCUGGCCAGUACAGACCUCCUUCUCCUUACAGUCCCACGGGCUCGCCGCAUCCUCAGCGAGCUCGAGGACCACCUACUCCGGUUCAUCAUGCUCAUCCUACGUCGCCCUUGACGUAUACUGGAAUGAGGCACCCGAUGAGCCCAGUGCCGAUUGGAAUGCCGAUUUCUCCUGGAAUGUCGCCUGUUUUUGGAUCGCCCACAGGAUACAUACAGUGCCCUAGACCCAGGUGGCCGUCACCGAUUCCAGUAGGAAGUCAAGCACCUAGGCCUUUUAUACCGAUGCAGAGUUCGUUGGAAAGUGGCGCAACACCGCCCUUGGUCAGUGGACCAGCAGAAUACAUGAUUGGAACGUACAGACCCGGCGAAUACGAGUAUGUUGGAGUGCCAUUGGAUCACUCGCAAACGGAAGAGGAGUCCAGCGGACCCAGUACCGCGGAGAUAAUAGCUAACCAAAGUCAAGAUUACGUGGAUGAGAAGCUUGCCGAGUAUCAGGCUACGAUACAACAGCUUCAAAGUGAGUAUUUCUUAGCAACAGUGUACAUAUUUGCACGUUUUUAUGCGGUUCUUAAAAUGAUAAUUCCUGACGAUGGCAAAUUUAUCUCUUCUCUUACUCGAUAAGUUUAAGAUAAUAAUUAAAAAUAAUAA
Bombus pyrosoma is the source of this 1702-nucleotide messenger RNA. Its product is annotated as proline-rich protein 2-like. NCBI's taxonomy places the organism in Eukaryota, Metazoa, Arthropoda, Insecta, Hymenoptera, Apidae. The record is from RefSeq and is a predicted model, not a curated record. The transcript is spliced from 3 exons. The coding region runs from base 986 to 1675 and encodes 229 amino acids.